CUAGGCUUCUCCGUCGGAAGCGGCUGUGGCGAGCUGUAGUCGGCGAAGUGUAGCAGAAUCAGUGCAGCCUAGACGAAACAUGAAGGCGCGCAUAGAAAACGGAAUUGUGUACUCACCGUUUCCGAGCGUCGAUAUUCCUGUGUGUUCAGCCUACAAAGUCAUCAAGGAUGCUUUGUCCAAAGCUCCGGAACGAGUGGCAUUGGUGGAGGGUUCUGUACGAACAACGAGGGGCGACUUAUUGGCAUUGAUGGAGAGCUACGCCACAGGCUUCCAGCAGCAAGGCGUUGGUCCGUGGGACCGUGUGUGCACUCACUUGAAGAACAGCGUGGACAACCUAGCUGCUAUGUACGGCUGUAUCUUCACCGGGGCUACAUUGGUGCUGGCGAAGACUUCACUCACAGAAAGGGAACUGCGUGGCCAGAUCAUCGACAGCGAUAGCACGCACGUUCUCACAGAUGUUGAAUUGAGUGAAAAAGUCAAGAAGGCAACUUCAAACCUCAAACUCAAGCGGCUAUUCGCAAUGGGCUGUGUGGACGGAUUUAUUUCUGCGACUUCCUUCAAGGACCUGGACAAAUCUGACUUCAGAGGGUGUCCUGUCGAAGAUCCUCGUGAAGCAGUCAUCGUCAUCGUUUACACGUCGGGGACCACGGGACUUCCGAAGGGCGUGGAGAUCACUCACUACAGCUUCGUCGCCAACUACUACAUUUCUAAACCGUGCACGUCAUCCGACGAAAGCGAUACUGUGCUCGCUUCAGCUCCCAUCACCCACGCAUCUGGAUUGCUGCUCGGCUUGAUGGCUGUGCUAGACGGAUCAGUCUGUGUCCUCACACAGCCAGGUCUCAGCUUGCAGGAGAUGGCUAAACUUGUCAAAGAGCACAAUAUCACGUCCAUGUUCUCAUUCCCAACCCGACUUCAUGCUCUGACAGAGGAGAUGCUGCGUACUGGAGAGCGGCUCGAAAGCAUUCGUCGCAUGGGAGUUGCUGGCGGCGCACUUUCGCAGGCCACGUAUGACGCCGCGUACAAAGCUUUCGCUAACCUUCAGUGCGUCGUCAUCAUGUACGUCAUGACGGAGAGCGGCGGCAUCAUCUGCUCACCUUCCAUGCGGGGUGCCAGGGGAACCGACAUGGGAUUUCCCGCCGCGAUGGUUGAAAUCAAGGUUGUAGACCCUGUGACUCGAAUUAAGCUGGGCCCGAAUGAGACUGGCGAGAUUUGCUUCCGCAUCCCGACAGUGAUGCGCGGCUAUUACAAGCGACCCAAGGAAACAGCUGAGUUCUUCAAAAAUGGCUGGUGCAGAUCAGGAGACGCUGGCUACUAUGACGAAGAGGGGCGCUUAUAUUUCGUCCAGAGAAUGAAGGAGUUAAUCAAGUGCAUGGACAACCAGGUUGUCCCGGCUGAACUCGAGCAACUGCUUCUUCAGGAGCACUCGGAAGACAUUGCGGAAGUAGCAGUGGUCGGAACACCGCACCCACAGUAUGGAGAAGCACCAGCUGCUGCUGUUGUACUCAAGGAAAAGCCCACAACCUGUAACACCUCUGAGCUGACAAAUAAGAUUAAGAGUACCAUCGCAGGAGAGUUGGCUGUCCACAAGCAACUUUAUGGAGGAGUCUUCUUCCUGGACUUCUUGCCCAAGACUGAAACGGGAAAAAUAAACAGAACAGUACUCUUGGAAAAGGUGCUGCUAAAGUGUGGUUGCAAUUAAUAAAUAAGUUUUCAGC
Molecule: messenger RNA, 1715 nt
Organism: Dermacentor silvarum
Lineage: Eukaryota; Metazoa; Arthropoda; Arachnida; Ixodida; Ixodidae
Exons: 9
Coding region: 80-1699 (539 amino acids)
Molecular function (GO): CoA-ligase activity
Source: RefSeq, a predicted model, not a curated record